AUGCCAAUUGAAGAAUCUCCAACGGAAGUUAUUCUAACCCACCCAGAGGAUUCAUCCACGAAGGUCAAGAUCCUAAAGUAUGGUGCUACUGUAUUUUCCUGGGAACUUAAAGGAGAAGAACAACUAUGGCUCUCAACUGCUGCAAAAUUGGAUGGUUCGAAACCAGUUCGUGGUGGUAUACCUCUAGUCUUCCCGGUUUUUGGUAAAAACCACGACGACGAGCAUUUGAGCAAAUUGCCGCAACAUGGAUUGGCUAGAAACUCAGUAUGGGAAUUCUUGGGUCAAACCAAAGCCGAACCAUUAACAGUUCAAUUUGGAUUGGGUCCAGAAUUUGCUAAUCCAGAACUAACCAAGUUAUGGCCAUUUGAGUAUUCUCUAAUCUUGAGUGUUGAACUGGGAAAAGAGUAUUUGAAGACUGAAAUCGAAGUAUUGAAUACAAGUAAUACGGAGACAUUGAAAUUCAACUGGUUGUUCCAUACUUACUUGAAAAUCCACGAUAUCGAAGACACAUUAGUUUCCAACUUGAACAGCUCGAAGUUGUAUGAUCAAAUGUUGAAGGAGAGUUAUGUCGACAAACAACCUGUUGUCACUGUUCAUGAAGAGUUGGAUAGAAUCUAUCAAAAUGUGGAAGAAGAUAGGCUUAUUCAGGUGGUGGAUAAAGGUCAUCCAGUCCACACAUUAAAGAGACACAACUUACCAGACACUGUGGUUUGGAACCCAUGGAUUGAAAAAUCUAAGGGUAUGGGUGAUUUUGAGCCUAAGGAUGGAUACAAAACCAUGAUCUGUAUUGAACCAGGCCACGUUCAUGACUUUGUUAAGUUACCACCAGGUGAAAAGUGGGUCGCUUCCCAAGUUUUAUAUAAAGACGAGUUGAAGUUCCAAAGCGUUUGA
Molecule: messenger RNA, 891 nt
Organism: Kluyveromyces marxianus DMKU3-1042
Lineage: Eukaryota; Fungi; Ascomycota; Saccharomycetes; Saccharomycetales; Saccharomycetaceae
Product: glucose-6-phosphate 1-epimerase
Exons: 1
Coding region: 1-891 (296 amino acids)
Biological process (GO): carbohydrate metabolic process
Molecular function (GO): isomerase activity; carbohydrate binding
Source: RefSeq, a predicted model, not a curated record